Sparassis crispa is the source of this 975-nucleotide messenger RNA. RefSeq names its product Casein kinase I homolog hhp1. Gene Ontology annotation, biological process: peptidyl-serine phosphorylation; signal transduction; endocytosis. The transcript has 4 exons. Gene Ontology annotation, molecular function: ATP binding; protein serine/threonine kinase activity. Bases 1 to 975 code for a protein of 324 amino acids. NCBI's taxonomy places the organism in Eukaryota, Fungi, Basidiomycota, Agaricomycetes, Polyporales, Sparassidaceae. The record is from RefSeq and is a predicted model, not a curated record. Gene Ontology annotation, cellular component: nucleus; cytoplasm.
AUGGAUUAUACCUUUGGCGGGAAGUAUAAACUCGAGGAGGAGAUUGCAAUGGGCGGUUGUGGCACCGUGUGGCAGGGCGUCCACACCGUCGCAGGCAAAGAGGUGGCGAUUAAACUCGAACCAGCCAUUGCAAAAUCCAGUCCCCUGAAACAGGAGUCAAAAAUAUACAAGACCCUCAUGGGCGGACCCGGUGUCCCGUGGAUUAUGUGGUCUGGAAAACAGGGCGACUACAACGUCAUGGUCAUCGACCUCCUGGGCCCCUCGCUGGAGGACCUCUUCCGUAUGUGCAAUAGGCACUUUUCCCUGAAGACAAUUCUUCUUCUGGCGGAUCAGCUGAUCUCUCGUAUCGAGUACAUCCACUCGCGUGAUCUCGUUCAUCGCGACAUCAAGCCUGCCAACUUUGUUAUCCCGCGGUCGGACCAGAAUGCGCACUUCGUUGUCAACAUGAUCGACUUUGGGUUGGCGAAGAAAUAUCGAGACCCACGUACCAACUCACACAUCCCAUACAACCAGGAUGACCACCACGGUGUGGGCACCUGUUUGUUUGCGGCAAUCAACACGCACCUUGGAAUCGAAUGUUCUCGCCGCGAUGACCUAGAAGCUCUCGCAUAUAUGCUGAUUUACUUCCUCCGCGGCACCCUGCCAUGGCGAAAAAUCAAAGGUAGCACAACAUCAGAAACCUGGGAUCUCAUCCGCGAUAAGAAGCUCGAGACAGAAACACUGCUCACCGUCGGGCUCCCGACCGAAUUCGAGCUCUUCUACAAAUACACCCGCAGUCUCGAGUUCGAGGACGACCCAGACUAUGAUGGCCUGCGCGCUCUCUUCCGUGGGUUGGCUGAGAAGCACAAGAUCGAGUAUGACUGGGUGUUUGACUGGUCUGUGCCAAAGUCCAAGGAGAGGAAGAGGAAGCGCGUAUGCCGGUCAUGCCAUGCAUGCGCUGCUGCCGCGGAGGCAGCGGGCAAAGCGCGGUCGUAG